UUAUUUAAUAUUAUAAUAUAAUAAUUCCUAUGACACAGGUUUAAAACAAAUAAAAUCCCAGUAAAAAUAAUUUUUGGGAUUAUAAUUUAAUACUAAACAAGAAAAUCUAUGAUGUAUUUGCUAAAAAUACAAAGUUUAAAAAACUAAUUUUUUUAUAUACAUUAAAAAAACAUAAUUUUAAUAUUUAGUUAAAUAGAGUUUGGCCAAUAAAAAUAUUUACUGUAGUUACAAAGUAUAUAAAUUUAAAAUAGUUUUAAUGAUUUUAUUUUAUUUUUUGUUUAUAACAUUUUAUAUUGUGAAACAAAAUAAACAUCCUAAUAUGAAACAGAAUGACACUUCCAAAGAUAUGCCCAAUUGAAGCAAAAGCCAGAACAGCUUUUAAAUUGCAAUGGUCUCUUCGGUUUUAUCCAUCCCUCCACAAACUUGUCUACUUCCACGAUUACCCAUCUCUGAUUCUGUCAAUUGCAAAUCGAAAAUCGUGUACUGUCUCUCCACAAGUGUCCGAGGAAGCUCCGUCAAGAGACAAUCCACGGCCAGAACUCGCAGUUUCACUGAGACAAAUCGUCGAACACCUUCCGUGCAAUCCAAACAUGAAUUCUGGGAAGAUCCAGAUGAUGGUAGCGACAGUGAAAACGAAUAUGAAGGAGAAGAAGAAGAUGGUAUUGGGAAUGAUUUAGAUAACGAGAGUGAUUGGGAAGAUGACUCGAGAGUACAAAAGCUUACUACUACAGACAACUACGAGGAAGAGCUUGCAAAAGAGGUUGAACAACUUCUUGAACCUGAAGAAAGAGUAAUUCUUCAGCAAAAUGAGAAACCAAAUCUCAAGAUGAUCUCAACAAAGAGUUGGAAGCCACUUCAGACACUUGCUCUGUCAAUGCAGAUUCAGUUAAUGGAUAAUCUUAUUGAAAACGGACUAGACAUUGAUGAUGUUGACAAGGACAACCAAACCGCUCUUCACAAAGCAAUCAUUGGUAAAAAAGAAGCGGUGAUUAGUCAUCUUUUGAGGAAAGGAGCUAAUCCGCAUCUUCAAGAUCGGGACGGUGCAGCUCCGAUUCAUUAUGCAGUUCAAGUUGGAGCCUUGCAGACUGUAAAACUACUAUUCAAGUACAAUGUAGACGUCAAUGUUGCAGAUAAUGAAGGAUGGACUCCGUUACAUAUAGCUGUACAAAGCCGAAAUCGAGACAUUACAAAGAUAUUGUUGACCAAUGGUGCUGAUAAAACAAGACGAACAAAGGAUGGGAAAUUAGCUUUGGACUUGGCUCUGUGCUUUGGAAGAGAUUUCAAGUCAUAUGAUCUGGUCAAGCUAUUGAAGAUUAUGCCCACCGGGGAUAUAUAGAAAGAGCUGGUGAGAUUUUGAAUGAUCAGGUUGAGAUUACUAAACUGCAUUUGCCAUUGCUUGGUUUGAUUGUAAUCUACACCGGUAUAAGUGGUUAAGGUAGAAGAAACCCGAUUGAGUUUGUAAUUACUGCUUUUAUAUAUUCGUGGAUGAACUUGUUAUUCGGGUGUGUGUAUCAUAAUGUGCAUAACAAAGAUACACAUUGUUAUGUCAUAUAUAUUAAAUUACAAGCAUUGCAAGAUUGUGC
Molecule: messenger RNA, 1583 nt
Organism: Arabidopsis thaliana (thale cress)
Lineage: Eukaryota; Viridiplantae; Streptophyta; Magnoliopsida; Brassicales; Brassicaceae
Gene: EMB506
Product: Ankyrin repeat family protein
Exons: 7
Coding region: 389-1336 (315 amino acids)
Cellular component (GO): chloroplast
Source: RefSeq, marked reviewed